GGCAACUUCCCGUCUUUUCAAAACAAACCAGCAAAACAAAUAUAAUAUACCGUCUCUAACCAUUAUUAAUAAAGAAAAAUUAAAUCGGGAAAUCGUAAACAGAAGUGCCCAAUUUGCUUUGCUAUCUGUAUAUAUUAUGCCUUAAAGUGAGACGUAAUUUUUGUUUAAACUUAAUUGAUAUGGCAACCAGUUUUCCAUAAGAAUUCCGUUAAAUUUUGUGUCGGGAAAAAUGAAGAGUAAAAUGAAGAAAAUGAAGCAUUAUAAAAGGAUUAACCUUUUUGUAAUACCAGUUACAGCUAUAGCUGGGGAUACUAUCACCCAGUACAUGUACCCCUACAUAUCGUUACUACUUAAAUGCAUAACUGAUAGUGCCACUCAUUUCCUUAUAGCAUCACUUUCGUGGAAUUAUGUAGACAAUGUGUCAUUCAAUAAAAGAAUUAAUUUUGUUGCCAUUAUUAUAUGUGGAUCAAUGGCUUCUGCAAUUGAUAUUGAUCAUUUUUUGGCUGUUGGAACUACCAGUCUUGAAGAAGCUACAUCUCUGCCUCACAGACCAGUUUUACAUUGCACAAGUCUGUUUACAGUUGUUGCUCUACUAUUGGCCUUACUUUCCAUCAGAAUUCAUUCCAUCUGUCUUCUCAAAAUGUCUGUAAUUAUUGUUACUGCUACUUGGACUCAUCAUUGGAGGGAUGGAUACAGACAUGGAAUUUGGAUCUGCCCAAUUGGUUCCACUCCACCUUAUUCAUACUUUGUUUACCUCAUCGGCCUUAUAGUUUUGCCUAUAGGUUUGCAAUUUGGCUUGAAGUUUAUCACUGACAUAGUCACAAAAUCGAACGUAAAACACGUAGCACCGAUAUUUUUAAUAUAAAUUUCAGCUUCCCCAUUUACUGAUCUUGAUAAGUUAAUGCAGAAUGUCUUGUUUUUGUGUUUCUCUUCUACUACAGCACUUAGUGGUUACAGUUAAUAAGCAAAAAAUAUAAAUUUAUUAUCUA
Daphnia pulex (common water flea) is the source of this 989-nucleotide messenger RNA. RefSeq names its product transmembrane protein 267-like. The coding region runs from base 230 to 865 and encodes 211 amino acids. NCBI's taxonomy places the organism in Eukaryota, Metazoa, Arthropoda, Branchiopoda, Diplostraca, Daphniidae. The transcript has 2 exons. The record is from RefSeq and is a predicted model, not a curated record.